AUGAGCGCUCCAGCGACGCCAAGAGCUUGUGACCGAUGCUACUCCCUGAAGGAUCGAUGCUCCUGGAAGACGAACGCUACAGCCUGCAAUCGAUGCGUCCGCCUGCAGAAAAUCUGCAAGAGUCUUCGUCCUUUGCAUAAACCCGGAAAUGACCGCGAACUUCAUACUUCACCGGAAUCAUGUCAACCACAACAUUACACCAUCGCGAAUCUACCCAGAACCCAAUCACUCGACUCAAUUUCAAUACUCAACGGCCUCGAUUCAAGAGAACAUCGUCUUUUAGAGUUGACUUUCACCGAUGAACUUCUUCAAUGUUUGGUAGUCAGUCCAAGUUUCGUCAAGGUUCACCACAACACGAUACUAAACCUUGUGAAACUCUCUCUCCCUAUCUUGAAUGGGGCAUGUCUCGCUGUGGCUGCCUGGUUUGCCUAUGACCGUAAACUGGCCCUUUAUGGUACGACUAGAGAGUGGUGCUUUGUGCGAGCCGCCUCGGUUGUUGCAUCACUACGAUUGAUCGAACUGUCAACAGAAGAUCCACAAGCCCUGCAAACAUGCCUAGUAGUAGGGUCAGCGGCCAUCACAUUUCUUCCGCAGUGGGCGUCCGACGAAGCUCUGUUGCUGUGCCGCUAUACCCUCAACUUGAUUAAGAGUACCUACGAUAUAUGCCCGGUCAUGAAGCUGGACGUCCUGCCAUUCUUCUUAGGCAUACACUUUACCGAAUUGUUGCAAUGCCUGAUUCACUGCGCUGCCCCGAGCUUACGCCUGAAGCUCGCAGCCGAAUACAAACACUAUGUAGACCGAUAUAUCGGGCUUUCUUGGCCCCUCUUGCAAUAUUUUUACGACUUGUGCGAGUUAAACAAUGCACUCUACCACUCGGAUUCAACCGACUUUGAUGAUAUCCAGCACGCAAUAACAAAGGUCCUACAGCAAAUACAAUCAUGGCAGCCUGACCCGCCGUGCAAUUUCUUAUCCCAGUUUACCGCCGCUGAGAUAAUACACUUAACGACUCAGGCCCAAGUAUUUCGCUUGCAGCUCCUUCUUAUUACGCAUCGCAUCCGCUAUCCAUUUGGGACAGAAGAUCAUCCAGCACAUAUCUUAGCUUGCGAGAUUCUUCAGCAGUUGGAAUUCGCCCAGCAAUCCACCGGCUUAGCGGUAAAUUGUACUGACUUCAUUGUCGUUGCUGCUUGCUUCGAAAUGAAUAGCCAAGACGACAGAGCCAGAUCUCUUCGCCGAAUUGACGACCUCGUCAAGAUGACUAGCGAAUAUCGGCGGAAUGUCAAGACGCUUUUAAAAACAUUCUGGAAGUCUAAAGAUGCUUCGGAGGUGAUAUCAUGGUGUAAUCUAGCUGAACAUAUUCCGGGAAUUUCUCUCAAGUUUCGGUCAAGUGCCUUUUAG
Ilyonectria robusta is the source of this 1395-nucleotide messenger RNA. RefSeq lists its product as uncharacterized. NCBI's taxonomy places the organism in Eukaryota, Fungi, Ascomycota, Sordariomycetes, Hypocreales, Nectriaceae. The transcript is spliced from 2 exons. The coding region runs from base 1 to 1395 and encodes 464 amino acids. Gene Ontology annotation, biological process: regulation of DNA-templated transcription. Gene Ontology annotation, molecular function: zinc ion binding; DNA-binding transcription factor activity, RNA polymerase II-specific. The record is from RefSeq and is a predicted model, not a curated record.